This is a messenger RNA of Trametes versicolor FP-101664 SS1, 790 nucleotides long. RefSeq lists its product as uncharacterized. Gene Ontology annotation, cellular component: cytosol. Gene Ontology annotation, molecular function: RNA binding. The record is from RefSeq and is a predicted model, not a curated record. The transcript has 6 exons. Lineage: Eukaryota; Fungi; Basidiomycota; Agaricomycetes; Polyporales; Polyporaceae. The coding region runs from base 57 to 683 and encodes 208 amino acids.
AGCAGAGUCACAUCGUCCGCCAUCACCGCACCCAUCUCAACCGCAACCACCGCACCAUGGCCAGAGGAAACUUCAAGCAGAAACGCGGCGGUGGAAGGAGGUACAGCAAGAACCUAGUACUCGAUGAGAAUGGCACCGCAGUGAGCAAAGACAGGCCGCCCCGCAACCGCCGCAACCCCGGCGCGGUCGACGAGGACGAGGAAGACUCCGAGGAGGAGUCCGAAGAGGAGGAAGAGGAGGAGAGCGAGGAGGAAGAGGAGCCCGCCGCGGGCGCGAGCGCGGGCCAGCCCGAGCUCACGCGUGCUGAGCGCCGCGACCUCAAGAAGAAGAAGGCAGCGGCACAGGCGGCUCCCGCAGAGGGUGCGGACGACGACGACGACCCGGUGCUCGCGAACCCCAACAUCGCGGUGGGCAAGCGCCUCAACAUCUCCGAUCUCAGUGCGCCGCGCGAGCUCUCGCGCCGUGAACGUGAGGAGAAAGAGAAGAAGGACGCGAAGGAGCGCUACUGGAAGCUGCACGCAGCAGGCAAGACGGACGAAGCCAAGUCAGACCUCGCCCGCCUCGCCAAGAUCCGCGCAGAUCGUGAGGCUGCUCAGGCAAAGCGCAAGGCGGAAGCUGAAGCGAAAUCCGCAGAGAUCGAGGCGAAGAGGAAAGAGCAGCAAGCGAAGGGAAAGCGCGCAUAAAUGCAUACCGGAGUCGAAGAGGCCGUCUGCCCAUGUACAAUUAGAGCAGCCAUGUACGUUGUAUUACUACAGUGCCUGUAUCGAUGCCCAAGUUCUCUGUGUGUUUU